CUGUGGUCAGGGAGCCGCCGAGCACAGCUGCGCAGUGGCGGCAGAGCGUCCGAUCCCUGGCUCACGGCCCUUCAGCCCCUGCCCAAGAUGAUUCCAGCAGUGGUCUUGCUCUUACUCCUUUUGGUUGAACAAGCAGCCGCGCUGGGAGAGCCUCAGCUCUGCUAUAUCCUGGACGCCAUCCUGUUUCUGUAUGGUAUCGUCCUCACUCUGCUCUACUGCAGACUUAAGAUCCAGGUGCGGAAGGCAGCUAUAACCAGCUUCGAGAAAUCAGAUGGCAUUUACACGGGCCUGAGCACCCGGAACCAGGAGACUUAUGAGACCCUGAAGCAUGAGAAACCACCCCAGUAACUUUAGAACAGAUGCCCUUGGCCACCUCCUUCCCCUCCUGGUUCUCCUCCUAGCCCUCAGGUCAGCGUCUCCUUUGCCUCCCGUUAAAGCCAGCUGGCCACCUCUUUAAUGAUGCUAUGUCCCCCAUUACUGCACACCAGUGGUUCUUCCUCCCCACCGAAGACCUCUGCUCAGAUGCUAAUCAUUAAUGUUUAUAUUCUAAUCUCACUGCCUUUCCCCACCCUUCUCCUUCCCGUCUCCCACUCCCACUCAACAAUGGAAAGAGAGUACCACCAAUAAAGCCGCUGCAACCUGGA
This is a messenger RNA of Neomonachus schauinslandi (Hawaiian monk seal), 644 nucleotides long. RefSeq names its product Fc fragment of IgE receptor Ig (gene FCER1G). Gene Ontology annotation, molecular function: IgG binding; IgE receptor activity. The transcript is spliced from 5 exons. Bases 88 to 348 code for a protein of 86 amino acids. Lineage: Eukaryota; Metazoa; Chordata; Mammalia; Carnivora; Phocidae. Gene Ontology annotation, cellular component: Fc-epsilon receptor I complex; external side of plasma membrane; membrane. The record is from RefSeq and is a predicted model, not a curated record. Gene Ontology annotation, biological process: defense response to bacterium; regulation of platelet activation; positive regulation of phagocytosis.